GCCCGUAAGCAUGGUGGCAUGACGACGACUGUAUGAAGUCAACGCAGUGACAACGAUCGAAUGACGAAGCAGGAAUUACGUCAACGGACCGACAACGGCACUUUAACGGCGAAGGCAUCGCGACAACGAAAUGUCGAUUCUUGAAUGAGGACGAGGUUUAACGACGAUAGUGUGAUGGCGAGAACCUGAGGGCAGUAAGAUAAUCACGAGUGUAUGACGACGGCGACUUGACGAUGGCAUUGUGACAACUGGAUGACGAUGCUGAAAUGACGUCAAUGUCACGACAACAGCGGCAUGAUGACGAGGAUAUGGCAACGAAUGCAUAAUAGCGACUGUUUGACGACGACGGAUUGAUGACGCUGGUAUGAGAACGGUGGCAUUAUCACGAUUUUAGGGCGACACGAUGAAUCGGAUAGAAUGACAAACAAGGAAUAACGAUGAUAGAGAUCGACGAAAGCGGGACGACAAUGACGGCAUAGCGGCAAGGGGAUUACGUUACUGAAGUGAUGAAGAUGGUAGAAUGACUGCAUGACGUCGACGGCAUGCCAACAGUGAUAUGACAAUGACCAACUUUCAUAGACGUACUUCUGUUUCACAACUCCCUAAGCGCGCCCACUGGCCGGCGUGGCCACAGCGGCUAUCACUGGAACUAGCGGCGCUGCAGUCGCAUCUUUCAUAUCGCGCCGCCCAUCGUCUGCUCCUGCUACGAUGCGUCGUUUGCCCCAGCUGGCCUGUACCGCUUGUCUGACGAUUCACACUUCGCGCACAAACCGAAAUGACUUCUCGGAGGCCUUAUCGUCAAAUCAUUGACGGCGUCCCCAGGUGUGCCUUUCUGAAGCCAGAUAUAUUUCGCAAGAAUCUCUCGUUCCGUGCAGCCGACGGUGAUCUCAUACAAAGCACGUAUGUUAAGUGCGGGACCCAUUACGUGCAUUACAUCACACAGCUUAUACUAAAGCGAGGUGAGCCUGUCAAAACUUACCAGGAAUUCACCAGCAACACCCGCCUCAUCGAGUACAUGGACAGCACCGACUGGAAGUCCGCUCUGCCACUAAGAUUGUUCUUAACACAUCUUCCACUGCGCCGUGACACCAUGAACCCGAAAGCCAAGUACGUCUACGUGGCCAGAAACCCGUGGGAUGCCGCAGUUUCGCUCUUUCGAAUGGUGACCGACAUGAGUAUCUACAGGUUCCAGGAUGGCACGUUCGAGGAAUUCCUAGGGCCAUUCAUGGAAGGCGACCUCGGCUACGGUGACUACUUCGAUCACGUCGCGUCGGGGUACGCAUUAAAGGACAAACCCAACGUGUUCUUCGUUACUUACGAGGAACUCAAGGAGGACACUCGCAACACGGUGCUGAAAUUGGCUCACUUCCUGGGUGAGAGCUACGGCUGCGCCCUGGAAGAAGACGAGGAGGUCCUCGAAAAAGUUCUUGAGUGGUCCAAGCCGGAGAACAUGAGGAAGGUGAUUGUUUUUGAUUUGGCACAAAACCCAACUUCCGAAUGGCACGAUCUCUUUGUCCGGAACAACGUGUCCAGUAAAUGCGGCUACUUAGGAGACAAGACUAAGUACAGCCUCGUCAAAGAAGCCAAGAUUGGUAGCUGGAGGGAGUAUUUCACUCCGAGCCAGCUGACUUGUUUCGAGAAAAAGAUACAGGAUCAGGGACACAAAGCGUCUUUCAUGGAACUGUGGAAGGAUAUUCGAGACGAGGCAAUCGCAUUGUCCUCAGGUCGGGCAUAGUGCAUACUUUGUUGAAAUAUAGUGAUUCUAUAACUUCAAGUUACAAUACUACCCAGCCAUAGAGCCUAGAAAAUGAGCAUUGUAACUAUUUGAUUUAUUAAAAUGUUC
Messenger RNA from Dermacentor silvarum, 1843 nucleotides. RefSeq names its product sulfotransferase 1B1. Gene Ontology annotation, molecular function: sulfotransferase activity. The record is from RefSeq and is a predicted model, not a curated record. The coding region runs from base 776 to 1735 and encodes 319 amino acids. Gene Ontology annotation, cellular component: cytoplasm. The transcript is spliced from 2 exons. Gene Ontology annotation, biological process: sulfation. NCBI's taxonomy places the organism in Eukaryota, Metazoa, Arthropoda, Arachnida, Ixodida, Ixodidae.